CUCAUCAAAGCUCAAAUUAAUUAGCAAAGCAUUUAUCCUCAUCAUCUUUCUUCAUUCUCUUCUUUCAUCUUCAUAAUUAUAUACUCAGACAUGGCUUCUUCUUCUGGGAAAUCCUUCAUCACAAUUCUAUUCCUUAUGGCUCUCACAUUCUCAAGCAUGAUGAUGAGUUCGAGUGUCGUAGCAGCUCGUCUUCUUCUCCAAACGACACAGCCUUCGAUACCAAACAUGCCUGGAAUUCCAAGUAACUUACCGAAGCCGACAGGAUUACCACCUUUGCCUUCAAUCCCAACAACACUGCCUCAGCCAAAUAACGUUCCUCCUUUGCCUACAAACAUUCCUAAUCUUCCUUCCAUGCCUUCCAUCCCGACAGUGCCGCAGGUUUCUCUCCCUCCACUGCCAUCCUUAAACUCGUUCCCAAACAUUCCCUUUAUUCCCACUAUCCCUACCACUAUGCCCUCCAUCCCAUUCCUCUCUCCUCCUCCUUCUAAUUGAAAACACAACAUGGGUUCAUCCAUUGUUAGUUGCUUCAUCAUCUCUUGUUUUCACUACUAUACUCAGCAGUAUGUUAGCGGGCACACAUAUAUAUACACGUAUAAUUUCUUUUGUAUUGGUUUUUAAAUUGCUUUAUCUCGCAUGUCUGUAUGCUUGGAAGAGUUGUAACUUGUGCGUGUGACUUUUCUUGUUAUCACUUACUAUGAAUAAUACAAUGAUGCAGUUAUCGUGCGAUGUUCA
Messenger RNA from Prosopis cineraria, 732 nucleotides. RefSeq names its product pre-mRNA polyadenylation factor FIP1-like. The record is from RefSeq and is a predicted model, not a curated record. Lineage: Eukaryota; Viridiplantae; Streptophyta; Magnoliopsida; Fabales; Fabaceae. The transcript has a single exon. Bases 91 to 492 code for a protein of 133 amino acids.